AUGAUUUUUUUCUCUUUCUCUCUGAUUCAGCUGAGAUCUAUCUAUCUAUCUAUCUAUCUAUCUAUCUAUCUAUCUAUCUAUCUAUCUCAGUCCGUCUGUCUGUCUAUCUAUCUAUCUAUCUAUCUAUAUAUGCAUACAACGAGGUGGCAGCCAUUAUCUAUCUAUCUAUCUAUCUAUCUAUCUAUCUAUCUAUCUAUCUAUCAAUCAAGACUGUCAUGUAUGUAUGUAUGUAUCUCUUUUCAUACUUCUCCGUUUGAUCAUAUCUAUCUAUCUAUCUAUCUAUCUAUCUAUCUAUCUAUCUAUCUAUCUAUCUAUCUAUCUAUCUAUCUAUCUAUCUCAGUAUGCUCAUUAUCUAUCUAUCUAUCUAUCUAUCUAUCUAUCUAUCUAUCUAUUCAUUCAUUGCACUUGCUAAUUUUCCGACAUUCUUGCUUGAUAACCAUCGCACUACGGCUGGAGCUUUUGCAGCGAAUAGAGAUUGAUGAAAUGCGUCAUUUUCUCUCUUUACGUCCUUGGUUUUCUUUCUUUCUUUCUUUCUUUCUUUCAGUCUUUCUUUCUUUGGUUCUUCUAUCUGUUAUUUUUUUUUUUUUAAUAUUUCUACAUCAUUUACAUUCUUUACGUCCUUGUUUUUUUUCUUUCAUUCUUUCUUUCUUUCUUUCUUUCUUUCUGUUUUUCUUUUGUUCUUUCUGUCUUUUUUUCUUACAUUCUCAUACCGACUGUAAAAGCUUACAAAAUAAUGAACAGAAAGACCAGAUACGCAUUCAUAAAUAUACCAAUGCACACACAGGCCGUCCGUCCAUCUAUCUCGAAAUUCUCUCAUUCUCAAUAAAUUCUCUCUCUCUCUCAAAAAUUCUCUCUUUCUCAAAACUCCUCCCAUUCUCAAAAUUCUCUCUCAAAAAUUCUCUUAUUCUCAACAAUUCUUUCCUUCUCAAAAAUUUUUCUCUCUGA
Acanthosepion pharaonis is the source of this 945-nucleotide messenger RNA. The record is from the annotation of a GenBank genome assembly. Lineage: Eukaryota; Metazoa; Mollusca; Cephalopoda; Sepiida; Sepiidae.